AUGGAUCCAAACAGUCAUCAACGAAUCAAGCUUGACAGUUUUGUUUUGUGUUGUGUUGGACAUUUAAGUUCCCCAUGUCACUUUAUUUUUCAGAUAGUAAUAUCUGAUACUGAGGAUACUCUACCUGAAUACAAUGUGACUAAGUCCACCUACUACAGUAAAUAUACACACCUUUAUGCACCAUGUGUUGAAGAAGAGGAUGAAGAGCCAGUUCCUGUAAAUUUGGGGAAUUUAUCAGACACAACCAUAGAGGAGGUAAACAUUACACUACCUGAUGUCAUUGCAAAGCUGUCACAUCAUAUCGAUCAUGGAAGAGUUAGCCGGUUCAACAUUGCAAGGUCAAAUGUCUGGGAUGGAGCAGUCCGAGGUUUCAAGCGUUCAACAUAUUCAGAAACCUGUGAUAUGCGGGUCAGAUUUACUGAUGAUGCUGGUGUUUUUGAGGAUGGAAUUGAUACAGGUGGUCCAAGACGAGAGUUUCUAACUCUACUGAUGAACCAUCUUAAAGACCGACCAAUUUUUGAUGGACCAACAGGACAACGUUACUUAGUCUACAAUGCAAAUGCUCUCAGGGAGGAUGAGUACUUCUUGGCAGGAAAGAUGAUUGCGGUAUCAGUUGUGCAUGGAGACCCAGGUCCGCAUUUCAUCUCGGAAGAUCUUGUACUGUAUCUUGCAGGCCAGCCUUCAUUCAAUGCAACAGUGAAUGAUGUAACUGAAGAAGAAAUAAAGAAAGCUUUGAAAGAGAUUGACUGUGCUGCUUCUGUCGAAGCUUUGCGAGAAUGUACUUUAAAACAUAGCACAAUGUUACAGACAGCUGGUUGCCUGAGAUAUGUGGCUACUCUUGAAGAAAAGAGAACAAUUGUGUCAGACUACCUCCGAUGGUAUAUUAUCGACCGUAACUCAUUUGACAGGUACCAUCAUAUCCUAGUCUUACAAUUUUUGUAA
Messenger RNA from Erpetoichthys calabaricus (reedfish), 942 nucleotides. RefSeq names its product G2/M phase-specific E3 ubiquitin-protein ligase-like. The transcript is spliced from 6 exons. Bases 1 to 942 code for a protein of 313 amino acids. Gene Ontology annotation, molecular function: ubiquitin-protein transferase activity. Lineage: Eukaryota; Metazoa; Chordata; Cladistia; Polypteriformes; Polypteridae. The record is from RefSeq and is a predicted model, not a curated record.